CAAUUCAUGCUGAACUAGAAUGCAUAGGACUGGCUCUUUCCAAUGUUAUAGAGAGAUGGAGGAUGCUAAAUUUUCCCUUCCGUGAACUUUUGGACGAAAAUUUUUUAGACAUUGAGCAAUAUUCCAACUUGCUUUUUGACGACGAAAAAUUCACUCGUUCUCGGAAGUAUUUCUGGGCUAUUGGCUGCCUGACAGAAGUCGAUAAUGUCUUAUCUGAUAAUAUUAAGCAAUGGGACAUAUACUAUCAAGAACGCCUACAGCCAUUACUGGAUGACACGGAUAUAAUACACCGAUUAGAUGCCGCAUGUCUGUAUCCACCAGCAGUGUGGGAAACAUCAAGAGGUCAUGAUAUGCUCAAACAGCUCAAGAAAUCAAUCCAGCAAGUGCAAACACAUGUUAACACACUCAAAGAACUACGCAAUGAAUUCAGUAGGAAGUUGGAAACCACAAAAGCUUUGCGUGAUGGGUUGUUCAAUGCUAGUGCACUCGUGGAGAGUAGGGCUUCAACAAGGCUAGGAGAAAACGUCAAACUUUUGACGUAUGUCAGUAUAUUUUAUUUACCUCUUGCUUUCUGUGCGGCGCUCUGGGCUAUCCCAAACAUUCAGGAAAGUUCUACGAAAGGGCCAUUCAUCACCACGACAUUCAUCGUGGGCGCAAUAACUUAUGCGAUUGUCCUUAACAUGGACUUCAUAUCGCAAAAGAUUGAUGCCAAUUAUAACCCUCAACGACAGAGAUUGGUUGACCACAUGCAGAAAGACAAUAGUGAAUGGUGGCGAGAAACUAGAGAGAGAUUCGAAGUGUUCAAACCAACAAAUGAAAGUAAGGUUCCAACGGAAUGGUGGAUACCUAUUUAUUUGGUCAGGAAAAUCUUUCAACGUGGCUUUUGUACAGAACUGACGAGCAAGAAAGAUGAUGAUAAGUCAUUUGCGUGCUCUGAUUCCAACUCCUUUUCCCAGUGCGGUUCAAUCAAAAGAAAUCACAAAAGCUACAAACUCAAGAGUGUGUUUGCGAGGCUUCGCUGGGGCAGAAAACUGGAAGAUGCACCUGUUUGAAUAUGUUUAUGUACCUUUUCACACACUUACUUGACCGGUGGUGGAACUUUACAAGUAAAUGUUGGUGGAUACUCA
This is a messenger RNA of Botrytis cinerea B05.10, 1127 nucleotides long. RefSeq lists its product as hypothetical. The record is from RefSeq and is a predicted model, not a curated record. The coding region runs from base 63 to 1052 and encodes 329 amino acids. Gene Ontology annotation, biological process: metal ion transport; transmembrane transport. The transcript is spliced from 3 exons. Gene Ontology annotation, molecular function: metal ion transmembrane transporter activity. Gene Ontology annotation, cellular component: membrane. Lineage: Eukaryota; Fungi; Ascomycota; Leotiomycetes; Helotiales; Sclerotiniaceae.